AUGGCGAAAAAACGAAGAAGAGCACGAGCCGCAAAUUGUGUUUCUUCUAGUAUUGUUUUCGCAUCAUCUUGUAUGCACACUGUGCUUUGUGCCUUCCCAAGCAUACGUUUUGGAUAUUUCUCGGAAGACGACGAGAACAUACCACGUAGUGGUGCUUUAUGUAAAAGCUCUCAUAGGCAGUUUGGCAUUUUUCCUGUGGUUAAUCUCUUUCUCGCAGGGAAAUGUCCUGCUGAGUUGGGGGAGUUUAUUGCUAGUGCUCCUCUCACGCCACUUGUUAAGCUCGGUGGUGGUAUUCGGCCUAUUGCUGUGGGUACUGUUUGGCAGCGCCUGGUUUCAAAGGUUGGGGCGGCUUUAAUUGGUCCACGUCUGGGAAACUAUUUAGGAGGCCUUCAGUUUGGUGUUGGGGUGCCGGCGGGUGGUGAGGCUAUUCUUCAUGUUGUUAAUCGUUUGGUUGAGGCGCGUGGUGGUGAUGUUGGCCUUUCUAUGUUGCUGGUGGAUUUUAAGAAUGCCUUUAAUUUGGUUGAUCGUACGGCUUUACUGCGUGAGGUCCGUCUCCGUUGCCCAGCUCUCUCGCGUUGGGUAGAAUUCUGUUACUCUUCUCCAGCCAGGCUGUUUUAUGGGGAGCAUACCUUAAGGUCAUGUCAAGGUGUGCAGCAGGGUGAUCCUCUUGGCCCUUUGCUUUUUGCUUUGGUGCUCCAUCCGUUGGUUUGUCGAAUCAGGGAGUCUUUCGACUUAUGUUUGCAGGCUUGGUAUUUUGAUGAUGGCACUAUUAUUGGUGACACCUUAGUAGUAGGGAAGGUUAUGGAGUUGAUUUUGGUGGAGGGACCUCGUCUUGGCCUCGAUGUUAACGUUGAGAAAACGGAGGUUUUCUCGCCCACGGAGGACCCACGUAGCCGUUUGGCCGGUGUCUUUCCUCCAGAUAUUGCUCGUCCUGUUCAUGGGGUUAAGUUGCUUGGUGGUCCUGUCAGUGCGGAUGCCUCUGUCUGUGGUGAGCUUGUUUCGCAGAGAGUGUCGAAGACCAUUGUGCUCAUGGAUGCUAUUGCUAAACUUGAGGAUCCUCAAUGUGAGUUGUUACGGCUACGUGCGUGUACUGGGGUUUCAAAACUCUACUUUUCUAUGCGCACUUGUCCUCCUCGUCUUUUUGAAGUGGCCCAGAUUUCCUUUGAUGUGGCCCUUCGGGGUUCUUUGGAGCGCAUUGUAACUGCUUCGGGGCCAGGUGAUGUUCGACACUAUGCUUUCCUUGCGUCGCGUUUGCAGUCUUCUGGUCUUCAGGCUUCGCUUCUUCGCAAUUCUGGUAUUGUUCGUCUAGCGUCAGGUUUCCUUAUGGAAGUCCUAGCAGGGGGACCACACUUCUGCCUGGUUGCGAGCGGUCCCGAUAUCAGGUUUGGGUCAGACUAUAAAUGGGAUCAUGCAGUGUCUUGUGCAGGGAUGGUGGGCAUUAAACGUCAGCACAACGUUGUUCGUGAUACCCUUGUUGAUAUUUGUUUCCGCUCUGGGAUUUCUGCAAGGAAGGAGGUCAACGUUGGGUUGAGUGGAGGGAACGACGGGGCUCUUCGACCAGCAGAUGUGUUGCUUUACUCUUGGAUAGAGGUCUAG
Chenopodium quinoa (quinoa) is the source of this 1596-nucleotide messenger RNA. RefSeq lists its product as uncharacterized. Lineage: Eukaryota; Viridiplantae; Streptophyta; Magnoliopsida; Caryophyllales; Amaranthaceae. The record is from RefSeq and is a predicted model, not a curated record. The transcript is spliced from 6 exons. The coding region runs from base 1 to 1596 and encodes 531 amino acids.